UACGACUUUGUCGAGUGGAAGAUGGAGUUUUCUACAUUUAGCAGUUGCCAUAUUCCUGAUUCAUUGGCGUACAUUUUGUCCAUAGAAUUCACAAAAACCUCGAAAUUCUGUGGUGCUAAAAGAAUGCAGCGAAGAGUAUGGAGACCCACAAAAUAGUUUUUCACCAUGCUUCUCUUCUCCCAUAUAAACAACCCUCAUUUCCUCUGGUACCAUAUUCAACUACAAGCAGCCUUGGGCUUCUCCUUGGGGAUCGUCGGCAUGGCAAGUCCUCAAAAGAUGAUGUCUCUAGGCUGCUUCCUGUUGCUCUCUCUUCUUGCAUUCUCUUCUUGCUCUCUUGGAGCAGCUGAUGCCCGAGUUAGGAAUCGCCGUAUUUUGACUUCCUCCGACGAUCUCUCCAAAGCGUACAAACCAUUCGUGGAUGAUCAUUUCUUUGGCAAUUCCAAGCUCAAGCAGGCUUAUGAAGUUCUCCAGGCAUGGAAGAGCACCAUCUAUUCUGAUCCACAGAACUUCACAAGCAAUUGGGUCGGUCACGAUGUCUGCGCCUACAACGGUAUUGUCUGCGAAAAGGCACCGUAUAAUGCCAGCCUCACGGUUGUUGCUGGCGUCGACUUGAAUCAUGCAGACAUUGCAGGACACCUCCCCGAUGAGCUCGGCAAUCUGUCCGACAUCAGCCUCCUCCAUCUGAACUCCAACAGGUUUUGUGGAAUUGUUCCUGAUAGCUUUAUGAAUCUAAAGCUCCUUUACGAGUUGGAUUUGAGCAACAACCGUUUCGUGGGACCUUUCCCAGAGGUGGUGCUAGGCCUUCCAAACCUCAAGUACCUUGAUCUCAGGUUCAACGAUUUUGAAGGGGAGUUGCCUCCGGAGCUAUUCAGCAAGGAUCUUGAUGCCAUCUUCUUGAACAACAAUAGAUUCCACUCUACCAUCCCGGAAACUCUAGGCAAAUCGCCAGCUUCAGUUAUUGUGCUGUCUAACAACAAGUUCACAGGGUGCCUCCCAAGCAGCAUUGGCGGGAUGGCAGGCAGGUUGGAGGAGUUACUCUUGUCGGACAAUGACCUUUCCGGCUGCUUGCCAGAAGAGAUCAUUAUGUUGAAUACGACUACGGUUUUCGAUCUUAGCAAGAACAAGUUCACUGGGGACUUGCCUAGAGGCAUGGAACACUUGCAGAGUCUGGAGAUGAUGAACAUUGAAGGAAAUGAGUUCAGAAGCAGGGUACCUGAUACCAUUUGUACCUUGCCAAAUUUGAAGAGUUUCACACUCUCUUCCAACUACUUUGAUGCUAUGGAUCCAGUUUGCUCUCCCGUCGCGCUGCCAGGGCUGGAGGUGGAUGAUAGGAAUAAUUGUUUGCCACAGGAGCAGCAGCAGAGAAACGAAGAUGAUUGCCGUAUAGCCUUGAGCGAAAAGGUGGAUUGCAGUGCUGGAAACUGCAGACCACCAAUCAGGCGAGAGGUGCCGCCGCCACCUCCGGCACCGCGGCCGCAGCCACCAAAGCCUCAACCAGCUCCCACUCCAGCUCCCAAGCCAAUGCCAUAUUUCGCGCCAGCUCCUACACCAACAGCUUCUAAGCCAUUGCCAGCUCCCGCACCAAUAACCUUUAAACCGUCGCCGGUGCCAGUGCCAGCUCCCGCACCGAUAACUUUCAAGCCAGCGCCAGUACCGGUGCCGUCUCCUGAACCGGUAAUCCCUGAGCUAUGGCCUGAGCCAGCUCUUGCACCUGCCCCUGCUCCUGCAAUUUACCAAUCACCUCCGCCGCCACCACCACCACCAGCGCAAUCACCCCCUCCUCCACCAGUGUUCUCGCCUCCACCUCCACCACCAGCGCAAUCACCCCCUCCUCCACCAGUGUUCUCGCCUCCACCUCCACCACCUCGGGUCUUCCCACCGCCACCAGCACCGGCACCAGAAGUACCUGAAAAAGCAACAACUAUUCCUUCUUUCCUACCAUUUCAACUCCCACCUAACUUGGGAGCCCACUACGUAUCCCCCCCUCCGCCAGCCAUCCCGGGCUACUAAACUAAAGAGUUUCUCAUCUUCGACUGGUUAUGUUCUUUUUCACCCGUAGUUGUUCCAAUGUAAAAACUCUGAGCCUGCAAGUUUUGUCUUGCCAUUUCUUAGGUUUGGAACCAGCAGUUUAACAUGUUCCUCUAAACUAUAUAUUUAUACUAGUAAUUUAUCUCAUGCUUUA
Sesamum indicum (sesame) is the source of this 2182-nucleotide messenger RNA. Its product is annotated as leucine-rich repeat extensin-like protein 7. The record is from RefSeq and is a predicted model, not a curated record. Gene Ontology annotation, molecular function: protein binding. NCBI's taxonomy places the organism in Eukaryota, Viridiplantae, Streptophyta, Magnoliopsida, Lamiales, Pedaliaceae.